CUCUCUGGUUCGGAGUUUGGGUCCAGAUCUGAUCCCAUCAGCCAGAGAUCAGAGGAUACUAUCUUAGAAGAAGACAUGGGUCGUGGAAAUAGCAGCGGUGGUGGCCAAAGUUCCUUGGGUUAUCUUUUUGGUAGUGGAGAGGCUCCCAGUCCCAACAAACCAGCCACAAACAAAGCUCCAGCUGCACCAAGUGAAGCACCUGCUGUGACUACUGUGGCUGCUGCCAAACCUGCUCCUGCUCCUGCUCCUCAACCUCCUGUGGAUAUUACUAAGCAGAUCCCAGCUGGUAUUCACAGCACAUCUACCAACAACUACAUGCGGGCUGAUGGCCAGAACACCGGCAACUUUAUCACGGAUCGACCCUCAACUAAGGUCCAUGCUGCCCCUGGUGGUGGAUCUUCUCUGGGUUACCUCUUUGGUGACGGUGGUGGUAACUAAGGAUACUGCAUCUUGACAAUGGAAACUGUUACAUUGAUUUUUGUGGAAUCAUCUACUUUAGAUGAGGUGUCGUUUUCAACUUUUAUUUUUUAUAUUUUAUAUAAAUGGAUAAAAUCUGUCUGAACUUGUAAUGUAAUAUAAUCGUGGUGGUGGUUGUUGGGAUUGUUCAAUCAAAUGAGCACUCUGCUGUAGAGAUGAUGCUUGCUUGAGACAUUUUCGACACAGCUAUAUUAGUUGUGGACAAAGUGACAUUUUCGAGUGCAUGUUCUUUGUUCACAAUCUCUGUUUAGUAUGUUAUGUUUGGCAGUGAAAUAAUAUCUCCUGCCUAAUGCAAUUUUUCAUUUUCAUCUC
Molecule: messenger RNA, 789 nt
Organism: Cannabis sativa
Lineage: Eukaryota; Viridiplantae; Streptophyta; Magnoliopsida; Rosales; Cannabaceae
Product: protein SPIRAL1-like 1
Exons: 3
Coding region: 76-438 (120 amino acids)
Biological process (GO): cortical microtubule organization
Cellular component (GO): cortical microtubule, transverse to long axis
Source: RefSeq, a predicted model, not a curated record